AUGGGCUCUUCUUCUCCAUCGUUGUCGGCUCUCGGUGGCCCUACAUAUGUCACCGCUCAGACCCUGAUUCAGCAAGUCGCAUAUCUCCUCAGCGACAAGAUCUUUUCCUAUUCCCCUGAGUCCUUCGAUCUCGAUAACGCUGUUCGGGAGUGGGCGUCGCGCCAGGAAACCAAUGCCAAUGGCGAGUCACCCGCCGUUAAGGCCAUGGAAACUCGCCAGGGUGCUGGUAACAUUGCCCUUGGUUAUCUCUUCUCCCAAGACUUCGACCUGAAGAAGCGUCAUGUCCCCCAGGGUAUUGUUGCCUCGUCGGCCACUCUCCCUUAUAUGCGCUCGGCUUUGGAGCAGCUGUCCCUGCUGUAUUCUGUCGCUAGCCCUGUUGCCGCGCACGUCGCGGCCGUUGACUAUGCCGGCGAGGACGGAUUGGUCUCGGACUAUUCCUCCGCCCUCUCACUCGCGGAAGAGCUUGGCCUGGCUCUUGUCUCCAGUGCUUCUGUCCACGAAGCCCAGCACAUGGCGUUGUUCACGACUCUCCUCGCCUCGAUUCUGCCUUCCGUCCAUAUCUAUGAUGGCGUGCGUGUUGGCCGUGAGAACACCCGCGUGAUCGAUGUUCUGGAUCAGGCCGGCGUAGCUCGGUCUUAUGAGACCAUCCGCAAGACAUUGGAUGAGUCCCGUAGCCGCCAUCUUGACACUCAAGGAAAGCUGCUGGAUUUGCUCAAGUCUUUGAACGGUGAGCUCGGCACUGACUAUGGUCUCUUCGAGUACUCGGGUCAUGCUGAGCCUCUUUCCGUUCUCGUUGCUUUCGGAACUGUCGAAGCCUCGCUCACUGCCCAAGUUGCUCGCUCUCUGGCAAAGGAUGGCGUGCGUGUUGGUGUCAUCAAUGUUCGCGUCUAUCGCCCUUUCGUCGAGGAGGAAUUCCUGCGCGUUCUCCCCCAGUCCACCAAGACUGUUGGUGUCCUUGGCCAGGUUGCCAAUGAGCAAGCUGUGCAGGAGCAGGGUGUUCGCUCCGCCCUCUAUGAGGACGUUCUCGCGGCCUUGACCUUUGCUGCUGGACGCGAACAAGCUCCUACCUGUGUCGACAUCAAAUAUCCCCGUUCUCAGCGCUGGAACCUGAUCAACACAGCUGCCGCCUUCCAGCUCAUCUCCGAGAAGCCUAUUGUUCAGGUCGACGGUGAAAGCGCGCCUCUCCAGCUCAUCGACCCCGUUACCGUGCAGGAGUACACCUUCUGGGAUGUUGACAGCUCUGCUUGCGAGUCCGCUGCUGCUACUCUUUCUGAGGCUCUGGCAGCCGACUCCGCCAGCAAUGUCACCACCACCAAGUCUCACGACAACUUUGUCCAAGGAGGCACUGUCCGCAUUGACAUCCGCAAGAGUUCCAAGAUCCUUGACGCCCCGUACGCCAUUACUGCUGCCGAUACCGUGUAUGUCGGGGAGCCCAAGCUGCUCCAAGACAUUGACAUCGCCGCCUCCGUCAAAGACAAUGGCAAGGUGAUCAUCAACGCACCCGGAGUCAAGGAUGAAGAUCUGGAGAAGAAGUUACCGGCCGCUUUCAGGCAGGCCGCUGCCCAGCGUGGAAUUUCCCUCUACAUUGUCGAUCCAUCCGCUGCCGGCGACGCCUCGCUGGAGUCUGUCGUUCUGCAAUCAGCCUUUCUCAGAGUGGCUCUUCCCUCUCAGGAAGGAGUUGGCAUCAAGAAGCUCUCCUCGAUCAUCAGCAACCCUGAAGCUCUGGAGAAUGUUUCCAAGGAUCUUGACAAACUUCUUCGUCAGAUUGAGAUCCCCGAGUCUUGGAAGGAGUCCGAGGAAGCGCCCCAGGCUUCUCAGCUGCCCAAGGAUAUCUCCAUCAACAGCUUUGUUCCCUUUGAUAAAAAUGAGGCUGAGCCGGCUCCCAUUCUCGCGGAUUGGCAGGCUGCUGCCAAGGCCCUUGCCUUCAAGGAGGCCUACGGCACCAAGACUGCCCUUCGUCCCGAGACGGCCACGAAGACCUUCACCGUUCAUGUCAAGGAGAACAGACGUCUGACUCCCGUCACAUAUGACCGUAACAUCUUCCACAUCGAGUUUGACCUGGGUGACUCUGGCCUCAAGUACGAUAUUGGUGAGGCUCUGGGCGUCCACGCUGAGAAUGACCCUCAAGAUGUCUCCGAGUUCAUCAAAUUUUAUGGUCUCAACCCCGAUGAUGUCGUUUCGGUGCCCAGCCGCGAGGACCCUACUGUUCUUGAGAGUCGUACUGUGUACCAGGCUCUUGUUCAAAACCUGGACAUCUUCGGCCGGCCUCCUAAGCGCUUCUAUGAGGCCCUCGCGGAGUUCGCCAGCGACGAGAAGGAGAAGACUGACCUUCUCACCUUGGGCGGUCCCGAGGGCGCUGUGGAGUUCAAGCGCCGUGCCGAGGUUGACACUAUCACUUUCGCCGACGUUCUCCUGGAGUAUCCUUCUGCCCAUCCCGACUUCCACGAUCUGAUUCGCAUUGUCGGACCCAUGAAGCGCCGUGAGUACUCCAUCGCUUCCUGCCAAAAGGUGACGCCCUCUACGGUCGCCCUGAUGAUCGUCGCUGUCAACUGGGUUGAUCCCAAUGGCCGUGACCGCUUCGGUCUGGCUACUCGUUACCUGAGCCGCCUCCAGCCGGGAACACCCGUCACUGUCAGCGUCAAGUCCAGCGUGAUGAAGCUGCCACCCAAGUCCACCCAGCCCCUCAUCAUGGCCGGUCUGGGAACUGGUCUUGCUCCCUUCCGCGCCUUCGUACAGCACCGUGCGCUUGAGAAGGCACAGGGCAAGGAGAUCGGCUCGGUCCUGCUGUACAUGGGCUCUCGUCACCAGCGCGAGGAGUACUGCUACGGUGAAGAGUGGGAGGCUUACCAGGAAGCGGGUGUCAUCACCCUCCUUGGUCGUGCCUUCUCCCGUGACCAGCCUGAGAAGAUCUACAUCCAGGAUCGUAUGCGCGAGUCUAUCUCCGAUAUUGUCCAGGCCUACAUUCGCGAGGAGGGUGCUUUCUACCUGUGCGGCCCCACUUGGCCUGUGCCCGAUGUGACUGCCGUUCUGGAGGAGGCCAUCGCUAUCGAGGCUAAGAACAAUGGCAAGAAGGUUGACACUCGCAAGGAAAUCGAGAAGCUCAAGGAUGAGGAGAGAUAUGUUCUGGAAGUUUAUUAG
Messenger RNA from Aspergillus clavatus NRRL 1, 3138 nucleotides. RefSeq names its product sulfite reductase subunit alpha. Gene Ontology annotation, cellular component: cytosol. Bases 1 to 3138 code for a protein of 1045 amino acids. The transcript has a single exon. Lineage: Eukaryota; Fungi; Ascomycota; Eurotiomycetes; Eurotiales; Aspergillaceae. Gene Ontology annotation, molecular function: flavin adenine dinucleotide binding; sulfite reductase (NADPH) activity; oxidoreductase activity, acting on the aldehyde or oxo group of donors. The record is from RefSeq and is a predicted model, not a curated record.